Capsaspora owczarzaki ATCC 30864 is the source of this 2297-nucleotide messenger RNA. RefSeq names its product protein tyrosine kinase tec. The coding region runs from base 60 to 2051 and encodes 663 amino acids. The record is from RefSeq and is a predicted model, not a curated record. The transcript is spliced from 9 exons. Gene Ontology annotation, molecular function: ATP binding; protein tyrosine kinase activity; protein binding. Gene Ontology annotation, biological process: protein phosphorylation; intracellular signal transduction. NCBI's taxonomy places the organism in Eukaryota, Filasterea, Ministeriida, Capsasporidae.
CAGCAGGACGAGCAGCAGCAGCGGCGUCAGCAGCAGCAGCAGCAGCAGCAGCAGCAUCCAUGGGCGAUCAGAAUUUCCCGCCCGGCGUGCUGAUGCAGGGCCACCUGCUCAAGCGAGCGCAGGGCAUGCGCUUCACCACCCUCAUGAAGAACUUUGAGUGGCGCUACUUUGUGUUGCGCAACGACGCGGUGUCGUACUACGACGCUGAUCAUGAAAACCCCUCCAAGCUGAAAAAGUCGCUGCAAAUAUCAAAGUUCCGCGCGAUUGAAAUUGUCGAGGACAGCACCUUCCAGCGCGCUGCCAUGUUCCAGAUCAUUCACGAAGACGCCAUUCUCUACUGUGGCGCUGCAAACGACCAGGAGCGCACGGCCUGGAUGAAUGCGCUUCGAGCAGUUUUCGCCGUUCUACCUAACAAGUACUCGACGUAUCAUCGCGGCGCAUACGUGAAGGGAAAUUGGACGUGUUGUCGUGCCAAGCACGAAGCGGCACAUGGCUGCGACACUUGUUUCAUGUACAAUCUCGCGCCAUCUGCGCCAGUAGUCGCCGUUCCGACGCCGGCAGCUCCUCUGCCCAUUGCCAGCAGUCCAAUGACGGCCUACGCCCAUGAAGCGCUGGCCUCUCGUAAUCACAGUGUCGCUGCCGAGCCUCCGGAGGUCAGAAUUCACGAAGGACCGGAUUGCCGUCCUCGUAUUGUCCUUCCGCCGUUGAACGGACCAAACGAACAGCGCUACACUGCCAAGCACCCGUACGUGGCGGUUUCGGAGGGCGACUUGUCCAUCCAUGCAGGCGACAUUCUAGUGGUGUUUGACAAAUCCGAUCCCAACUGGUGGUUUGCGCGCGCUUCCAACGGAGCCGAAGGCAGCAUCCCGAGCAACUUUGUGGCCGAGUACGGUGCCAUCGAUGGCGAAUUAUGGUUCCAUGGUAAGAUGAGUCGGCAUCAAGCAAACGACUUACUUAUUCGUGAGCGCGAAGGCAGCUUUUUGCUACGCGCCAGCGACAGCAAACCAGGCGAAUAUUCAAUUUCGUUGCGAACGGCCGAGGAUGUGCGACAUUACCGAAUCGUUCGUGGAGCGAAUGGCGAGGUUUAUGUCUCCCCGCGCCACCAAUUCCCGACCAUUAGUGAUCUCAUUUCGUACCACACGACCAAUCGUGGCGGCUUGUUUAUUCGAUUGAAGCAUCCCGUGCCUCGCGUCGACCAACCCGUUGUGAAGAGUCUUGCGCGUGACAAGUGGGAAAUUGAUCGCGACGAGCUCACCAUCGGCCAGCAGCUGGGCAGCGGGCAGUUUGGUGAGGUCUUUGCCGGCAUGUUCCGAAAGCGCGUCAAGGUGGCCAUCAAGAUUAUGAAGGAAGGCGCCAUGUCGGAAGAUGCAUUCUUGGAGGAGGCGCAGAUCAUGAAGCAAUUCAAUCACGACCAUCUCGUCAAGCUGCUUGCGAUUUGCAGCCGACAGCGUCCGAUUUACAUUGUGACCGAGUUGAUGGACCGCUCGUUGCUGGAUCAUCUCCGAGGCAAUCCCAACCUGCCUCUCGUAAUCACGUUGUACAUGGCAGUUCAAGUUUGCUCGGCCAUGGAGUAUUUGGAGCAGCGCAAUUUCAUCCAUCGUGACCUGGCUUGCCGAAAUUGCCUCGUGCGCGACCCGAACAUCGUCAAGGUGGCAGACUUCGGUUUGGCGCGACACAUUGAAGACGAGUACUCGGCAAUGGAAGGCGCCAAGUUCUCGAUCAAGUGGUCGGCAUUAGAAGUCAUUCUUUAUGGCAAAUUCUCAACCAAGUCGGACGUAUGGAGCUUUGGCGUGCUGUUGUGGGAGCUCUUCUCGGCCGGAUGCAACCCCUACCCAACCCUGUCGAACGCCGAGGUCAUGGAGAAGGUUGCUGAUGGCUACCGUCUCCCACGGCCGGAUAACUGUCCCGCCCGCAUCUAUGAGCUCAUGAAAUUGGCUUGGCGCGAUUCUCCAGAUGAGCGCAUUUCAUUCCAAGAAUUGAUCAGCCAGCUCAACCCCAUCUACGAUGCUGUGGCCGACAACUCGACAGAGCUGCUGGAUCUCGACUACUAGAGCAACCAUACACUGAAUCGACAGCCGCUACAUUUUUCUUAUUCUAUCCUGGUUCAUUUUUUUGUGUUCUUAGGCUCUUCUUUUGUUGAUGCAUGCUCCCCCCGCCCUUUUUUUUUUCUCUCUCUCUCUCCCCCGCAAACUGUGUGAGUGUUUCUGUUUUGUGUUUUUGGCUUUCGACGUGUUUGCUGUCGACUUGUUUGGCGAAUGUGUUUGUUUGAUACCCUUUGCAUCCAUAAAAGGCCGCCA